This is a messenger RNA of Lactuca saligna, 606 nucleotides long. Lineage: Eukaryota; Viridiplantae; Streptophyta; Magnoliopsida; Asterales; Asteraceae. The record is from the annotation of a GenBank genome assembly.
AUGGCCCUUAACAAGAAGACAUUAAGUCUAAUUUCCAUUUAUGCCCUUCUAUUCUCUACCCUAUAUCGUAGGACAACUUCAUCACGUAGCCCUUCCCCUUCUCCUACGGAGUCAACCUCAUUCCCUACCCCUAGCUCCUCCCAACCCCCUUCCGAAUCCAGUAGCAGCCCCAUCUCUCUUUCUGAAAUGUUUGAACUUGCAUUACCUGAUAUUGGUAUACAAAAGCCAGUCGUUGCACCACAGACUGAAGGAUCUAAAGUCGCAUGCAAACAACUAGAAGCAAUCGAACAUAGAAUUUCUGAGUUUAAAGUAAUUGUCACGAAAAGAUUGGACGACCCGAACACACCAGAAGGGACCAAAAGUUGCCUCUCACAGUGCCUGGACAACUUUGAUGACGCCAUUAAUGGCGUCAAAACAGGCAUUGAUAGCAUCAACAAGAAAGAUCAAUCUAAAGCUAAUAGUGACGUAAGUGGUAUCACCACGGAUAUUGAGACAUGCAAUGACUGUUUCAUGGAGACGGAUGGAGAGGAUAAAGAGGUUAAAGCGUUUAAUGAUUGGAUUCAAGGGGUUAGUAAAGAUUGUCUUAACAAUCUCAAGAGCGCAUAA